This is a messenger RNA of Hemiscyllium ocellatum (epaulette shark), 9712 nucleotides long. RefSeq names its product crystallin beta-gamma domain containing 1a (gene crybg1a). The transcript is spliced from 22 exons. The record is from RefSeq and is a predicted model, not a curated record. The coding region runs from base 339 to 8135 and encodes 2598 amino acids. Gene Ontology annotation, biological process: lens development in camera-type eye; visual perception. Gene Ontology annotation, molecular function: structural constituent of eye lens. NCBI's taxonomy places the organism in Eukaryota, Metazoa, Chordata, Chondrichthyes, Orectolobiformes, Hemiscylliidae.
AAAACCGGGCCUAAUUGGUGCAUUAUUUCCACCCCCACCAUCUCUCUCUCCACAUCAGGUUUCGCAAUGCUUGUUUGAACAGCAGUCAGUUGUUUGGGUUGGCAGUCGAGUGGUGGAAGAUGAGGUGAGCGGGGGGCUAUCUCUCUCUCUUUCUCGUUCCGUUUGUUUGUUUGUUUUUUGCUGCGGCAGACCAAGGGAGCGAGCCAAGUCCGGGAUCACCCCAGGGUCGCUCCCACUGCGAGUGAGGCGCUGUUGCAGCUCCUUCCCCCAGGAGCACCCCCACCCCCCAGCGCGGGCACCUCACUGACUGACCCCCCGUCCACCGGAGCCCCCCACCCAUGGAGAGCUCGGAGGGGGCGAGCCCGCCGCAGAAAGGGCUCAGGAUGAGAAUCGGCCGCGUCUUCCAGCGCAGCAAGUCGGCGGGUGACCAGGAGGGGGACCAGGAAACCCCGGGAGCCGGCGGCAGUGGCUGCAGCCAGGAGCCGGGCUGCCCUCCCGUCUCCCAAGUUGGCGGCGGGAGGAGGAGGAGGAGAAGUUGGGGGAGCUGGAGACGGAAGAAAAAGUCCAACGAGCCUUCGGUGCUGUCGACACCUCUGCUCGCCCCGCCGAGAAGCGACAUAUCUCUCAAGACCAAUGACUGGACGCUAGCUGAGGGAGUCAAGCAGAAUUCUGAAGUGGUAAACAACUAUGCCCACGUUACAGACACUGUUCAAAAUACAAAGUUGGAAUCCCAAAGUCCUACAAGUCUGAAAAGCCCAACUGGAAAAUCUGCUAAGUUUCGUUUUCCAGGCCUCCAAAAGGCAGAAGAGGGCAAAAAGAAUCAGGUGCUGGACUAUCUGGAAGGAUUGUUUGGCUCCACUAGAAGAAAGAAUUCAAAAAAUGCAUCCCCAGCAUCUUUAAGCCAAAGCAAUUCCCUGGAGGAAGCUCCUCCCGCAAGAAGCAACUUAAAUCAUACAGAGGAGACCACAACUGCAGGGGGAUCUCCUGAUUCAGCAACAUCAUCAAUUUGGCAAGACCACGGGAGUGAAGGAGUGACAGAGGCUAAAGCAGCUGUCCAAGAUCCAGCAGAGAUAUUACUUGGCUCCCCAGAAGUAAAGGACCUGUUACCAGCAGUUGGUAGUCCAGAGAAGUCAUCUCUGAGUUUAUCCCCCAAAAUUGGGACAGCAGAUAAAAAUACCAUAAUAGUUGAUGUCAACCUGCAGAGCAUCAACAGUGAAAAACAAGCUGGACCUGAGUGUGCUGGAGAGCAAUUAGCUCCAAAGUAUGUCAGUAGUAAGCCAGAAAAAGAAAUUGAAGGCAAUGUGUCAAAUGUCUGUGGAGGCAAGUUGGUAAAUAAAGAGGAUACUUCAUUAUCUGAAAUCUGUGCAGAUGCAAGUUUGCUCUCAGAUGACAGAAGUGUUAAGGAAUGUGGGAUUGGUGAACUUGAUACACACUCUGAAAACAUAUCCCAGGUCACAAGACAACUAAAAAACACUCAAUUUGUAAAUAGUGACAGGCUCGCUGAAGGUGUAUGUGAUUGUGAAACCAUUGCUAACUGUACAGACAUUCCAGCUAUAACUGAAUGUGUUUUACCAAUUUCUGAGACUCUAAGGGUUGAACAGGUAGCUGAAAUUAUUGAAAUUGAUGUGCAUCCUCCCAAAAUUCAAGGAAAUUCAAAUAUAACCUUGUCAGAAGCAUCUGUUUCAUUACCCAUUAACAAUAUUAAUGUGAAACUGAACGUUUUAGAAAAAACUUUGAAAAAUGCAGAAACUGUUCAGUUGAACCAUUCUGUGCCUCAAGGAUUUAAACAUGACACUGCAAAUUACAAUAUUCCUCAAAAAGUAUUGUGUGAUUCUACUUUGAAAAAGCAACAGAAUUCAUCCAAGAACGACACAGUUACACUAGAUACCAAAAAAUCCCAGGUGUCAGAGGCAGGGAUUGUUCCUCACAUUGGUGAAGGUGCAGAAACCUUACAUGACAAUGAACAAUUAGCAACAGGUAACCUGGUUAGAGGAAAUCAGAACGGUGUGGUGGAACCAGAAACAAAUAUUGAUAAAACAGUUUACAGCUCUCUUAAUGGAACAAUAAAUUUGAACAACACAACUGAAAAGUCAACUGCUUUGUUUUCAGAGUCUACUGAAAUGGAUAAAAAAUCUCCUACAGAAACCAAACGAGGUAAAAGAAAGGGAAAGAAAAGAAGAUCUCUGAAAUCUGAUCAGCAGUCUGACAAAGGUACUGGAAGUGCAGAUACUAGUACAUUUGAAGAGGAACCGAAAGGAAUAGAUUCCAGUAAUCCCAACAAACAGUCCUCUGAUGCUUCAGCUAAUGCCUCCUCUUCACCAAAGCAAAGUAUUCCUUCUUUGGUUUCUCAUCAACCACCACCAAAAUCUUUUCCAGCAAGUGAAGAAUCUGCACAAGACAUAACUAAGCUAGCUCCAUCAAGGAAGAAGAACUCAAAACAGGUGCGCUGCGAUCCAGCUUCAGAUAACAAAGUCAAGUCUCCAGUAAAAGCUUCUUUGGAGAAGGCCCCAAAUACAGACAGUGGAUUCCGUGGUUCUGAAAAUGUUAUAUCAACAAGCAGCAUUGCCUCACAAUGUGGUCAAAAAGUUGAAAAACCUAUUGCUCCAGACAACUCUGAUACUAACUUUGUUAUUGCAGAUAAUAGAGCUGUUGAAGGUUCUGCAAGUAAUGAGGAUUUCAUAUUUUCUUUACAAAGAGCAAAUACCAAUGAACUAGGGGAAAGAUUGGUUGCUUUAAACUCUGCAGAUCAAGACAAUGCAAUUGCUUCAGUUAGCCAAGUAUGUAAUCAGCAAAACAUGGAAAGCUCUAGUUUGGCUGAGCACAAAGACAGUGCUGACCUGGGAAUAUUGAAAACUCUGGAAAUUAAUGACUUGGAAGGAACAAGUAUCAACCAUAAUACAAUUACCUCACAACUAUGUUCCACAGUCACUACCAAAAUAAGACUUCCGGCAACUGGAAAAGAAGAUAAAUCUGGCAAUUUGAACACUAUUAACCAACAAGGAGCCUGCACUGAAACUAGAACAGAGGAGGAAGAAACCAUUCGAAUUACUCUUCCUAAGAAACAGAAAGCUACAAGUCACCACCAAGUCGACUUUCUUGCCACCAAGGAUCUGCCUUUAGCUUCAACUGAGAGCAAAAAAUAUGUUGGUAGCCUAAAGAUACAACUGAACAAUAAAUCUGACAAAGAAACAGAUGACAGUGCAACUAAUAUUGGCAAAAAUAAGUCACAGCCUCCUAAAUAUUCUGAAGCAUCUGAUGGUCUCCAUGUAGAGGUGAGGCAGAAAGCAGGUAAAAUAUCAAAGGAAAUCUGUAUGAAUGAUAGUGACACAAAGCACAAAUCUACAGAAUACCAUGGAAACAAAGAAAUGAAUACCACAAGUGCUCCUAUUGAAAAGAGACUUUUAGAAAUGGUUCCCAAUGCACAAACCGAUAGAGCUGAUGAAAGUGGCUCACCUGGAGUGGUCUCUUCAAAAUCGUGUGCAAACCCUGGUAUGAAUGAUCAAUCAUUUUCUAUGGAUAGGCUUACUUCUGGACUAUGUUCACAAAAAGUUGAUGCCCCCAAACAAGGUGCAGAAGAACACACGGCUGACCUUAUUGCCUCCACCCGUGACACUGCCCUAUCCGUACCAUUGACUGGAGCUGAAUUGCAAAGUAGAGAAGUCAAAGUAAAGACUUUGUUACCAUUAAAUGUGCUGAUUUAUGAAACCAUAGAAUCUGAAAUUGAGAGUGUUUCCCCCACGCAGCGCAUUAAUGAGCAAAAGACCAUCCAAGGCAAGGCAAAAAGUGAGCAUGUCCAGCCAGUUCAGCAAAGCCCACCCAUGGUAAACAAACAUGACAUUAACACAAUGCCACCACAUAAAGUUCAAACAUCUUCAACUCCGGUGCCUGAUAUCAAAGACAUGAAUGUGGUCCAAAAGUAUACAGCAGGUGAUAUAAUAGUUGAAACUACACAACAAAUUCCACCAAAACCUCAAUCUGGAGGGAUAAAUGAUGUAACUUCACUUGAAAGCACACAAAUAUCUGAAACUAUGGUUGAUGUUGAGAAAGAAGUGUCUGCAAAGAGUAAUGGCAAAAUGACAUCUGACUCAGGGGCAAUAAAGAGUGAGAUUGUUCAGAAUAUUUUGCCAUUGUUGCAAAAUAAAGAUUCCAAAACACAGAGUGUGCUUCCUCAGCCUGAACAAACACUUAAAAAGAAUGCAUCGCAUGAAAUUAAGACAGACAUCCCUUCAAAUAUAAAAAGUAACAUCGAGUUGGGUUCAAAUGAAGCAAAAGUGGAGACUGACCUAACUUUACAACAGAACACGCCUUUACUACAAAGUAAUGACAGUGCACUAAAAGCGACAAUAUCACCAGAAGCUGAAGUUAAUAACAAAGUGUCUGCAAAAAAUUUGAAUGAAUUGAAUACUUUGACCAGUGAUGACUUCAUCCCACCUAUGCAAAAAAGGAUGGUCGGUAUGCAAGAUGGAGAGAGCAAAAUAAAAGACAUAGAAGUUGGUUAUUUAGCGACCUCUCCCAUAGCAUCUGAAGUGAGGAUUGUUGUCACAGAAAGUAAUGCUAAUGACACAAACACUGGUUCCACUGCAACAACAGGAGUGAUUUCCCUGCCUGUAGAGCAACACACAUCUGUAUUGGACAAUAGAAACUUUGAAAUAAGAGAGGAAGUCUUGACCCAGAGCCGAGAAACAGCUGAGAGCGCUGGGUCCAGAAUGAGUAAGAGUUCUUCUAUAAUUGAGCAAAAGCCUAGUUCAGAGACUGCAAUAAAUAAUUUUGGUCUACCUAUAUUAUCAAGCACACCUAAAGUGCAGCAUAAAGAGAUGGAACCAAGGAGAGCAGUAUCAUCUUCAAAUGUAGAGGCAUCAGCAGGAAACCUAUCCAGAGCAGAAGAUGCCCAAUCAGCAAACUUCAUUGAAAAACAUUCUCAGCUAGGUGCAGCAACAAAUGAAUCUUCUCUGUCUGUCCAGAAUGUAGAAGAAUCACAACCCCAGGAGGUUAUUGUUCAGACGCCUUCUAUAGUUGAAGAUAUGUGGAACACUAAAGCAAAUGUCGAAACAAAUGUAGACCUGACUGCAUCAGCAAAUGGCUUUGCAUCAUCAGUAGAGCAAGCAACCUCCAAAUCUGAAGAGGAAAGAGGAUUUAAUUUUUCAUUCAGUGAAGAAAAUAGCUUAGACAGCUCUUCUGAUAUGGAUAGCUUUACAGAAACAAUUCGGAAAUAUGGCAAUCCCAUUCAAUUGCCUCAAAAGAGGCAACGAGUUCCUAAAGUGCCUUCACUGCCACCAUUUGCCAUGCCACCAAUCCAAGAAGACCAUAUAUCACCAAAAAAGGAGAAAAAGUUUGAUCCAAGUUCAUUCAAAUUUGGCUUAAUGAAAAAUAAACAUAAAAGUGAUCCACCUUCCUCUCUCUUCAAAAUGCACCAAAUUGAAACAAAGUCCAAAGUAGUCAAACGUGUAUCUGCAGAACAGAGCUUGCUUUUUAAAUCUCUUGCAAAUAAAAGCUCACGUUUGAGUUUACCAAAACAGCAAAAGGCAGAAAAUGAUCUUGCUUCUGAAUCAAGCAGUAAAAGAUCACGUUUAGAGAUUGAUGAGGUAACUGCUCAAAAUUGCAAGCCAUUAACUGAACAUGUGUUAGAAUCUGCUGAUCUCACACCAUCGUUAUCAAAAAAUAAUGUUAUUCAAGAAUUUCAAUUUGAUUCGUCAAAUUCAACUUUUCCUGAAACCCAGUUGCCAAGCUUUAUGGAAAACUAUUUGAAAUCUAACCUUUCUGAGAUAGAAAAGAAACCUACUGAGUCAGAACAACAAACAGAAAAUGGAUUAAGUAUCCUUGACUUGAAACAAAAUUUCUUGGAAAAUAAUUCAGAUUUUACAAACACAUGUACAAUUGACAGUACACUUGCAUUACAAGGAUCAAGCACGAUAGAUGGCAAUCAAAAUGCCUCAAAUAUAUUUGGUACAGAUCUGUUCACUCCCAAGUCAGUAUUGUCUAAUCUUCCAGAAGUUGGGAUACCUGGAAGAAAAGAGUUGUCGUUAAAUUCUAGACCCGGAAAGAUUGUCAUCUAUAAUCAGCGCAGUGUAGAUGGAGAAGCUAUUGAAGUCUUCCAUGAUGUUGAAGAUGCUACCUCUUGGCAGCUCCCCUCUGAAAUUUCCAUUCGGGUAGUAAGAGGCUGUUGGAUCCUUUAUCAAAAGCCUAACUUUGAAGGUGAUAAAAUUGCAUUGGAAGAAGGUUUCUUAAAUCUUACAGAUAUUUGGGGAAAGGAGUUGGCUGAAGAUGCAUGUGAUGAUACAUUAACAUCUACCCCUAAUGAAUGUUCGAUUGGUUCUUUAAGAAGAAUAGUCAAGAAGUGGGGUUUACCAGAAAUAGAUUUAUGCACAGAACCAGAUGGUCUGGGAAGGAAAACAACAUACAUCGAUGACAUGGAAGAAGUAGAAACAUAUGGGAUUGUGGAGCCAACAUUAUCUAUUGAAGUAUAUUCGGGCACUUGGAUUCUAUUUGAAGAGCCUUUCUACCAAGGAAAUUCUUACAUUGUGGAACCUGGUCAAUAUCCUUCUCCAGAAUCUUGGCAUGCAGUGAAUCCAUUCAUCGGCUCACUCAAACCAUUGAAAAUGGGCCCAUUGCAAGUGGAAAAGCUUAAUGACAACAGAGUUAUUGUGUAUGAAAAGCCUUUCUUUGAAGGCAAACAGCUGGAACUCAAAACAGAUGUAUUCAGCUUUGUUGAAGGAGUUGAAGAAUCAGCUUUGUGCCACACUUAUCCAUUCACAAACAUUGGCUCGAUGAAAGUUUUAGGAGGAUUUUGGGUUGGUUAUGAGAAGCCUGGAUUUCAAGGCCAUCAAUAUGUUUUAGAAGAAGGCGAGUACCAAUCAUGGAAUGAAUGGGGAGGCUACAAUGAACACCUUCAAUCUUUGCGCUUUAUCCAGGUCAACAUGUCAUCUCCUGUCAUGAUAAUGUAUCGUGAAGCAAAUUUCUCUGAGAAAGGUGGAAAUAUUGAAGUAGUGGGACCUAUCCCAGACUUGCAUGAUACUGAUUAUGGGUUGAGGACAGAAUCUAUAAAUGUGCUGAGUGGAAUCUGGGUUGCGUAUGAGAAUACUGACUAUACAGGCGAACAGUAUGUUCUGGAAAAAGGACUGUACAGUAGCUUUGAAGAUUGGGGAGCAAUAAAUUCCAAAAUCUCCUCCAUUCAACCUGUUUUCUUGGAUUUGGAGGACAAUGAACUUUCUAAGUUCAAGGUGCAAUUUUUUACGGAUCCUGAAUUUCAAGGAAAUGCACAGACUUUUGACAUGGACACAGCCCAAUUUCCAGAUGGUUUCUCACCCAAGUCCUGCAAAGUUCAAUCUGGCAGCUGGGUGGCUUAUGACGCUGAGAAUUUCACUGGUAACCAAUAUGUACUCGAGGAGGAAACCUAUCCUGAUUUGAUCAUGAUGGGAUGUACAAAGGGUGACUGUAUAAAAUCUGUGAAGAGGGUAGAUUUUUGCUUCUCCAUUCCAGGGAUAAUUCUCUUUGCACGGGAGAAAUUUCAAGGAAAGAAAAUUGAAUUGGUUUCAGAAAUGCAGAAUCUGGCAUUGCAAGGAUACAAUAAUCACAUUUUUUCUGUCAAAGUUAAUGGUGGCACAUGGGUGGCUUAUGAACGCGGCAACUAUCAAGGACGUCAAAUUUUGCUCCAGCCCUGUCAGAUACCCAACUGGCAUCAACACACUGGAUGGCACAGGAUUGGAUCGCUACGUCCUUUGCCUCAGAGACGAGUGUAUUUUAGGAUACGAAACCAAGGUACUGGAACAUUCAUGACGUUUACUGGAGACUUGAAUGAAAUCCACAUGGUGCGUGUGCAAGCUUUGGACAGCACAGGAAUGGAUGACCAAAUUUGGUUCUAUCAGGACGGAUUUAUCAAAACCAAGAUGGCAGACGAUUGCUGCUUGGAUGUGAUUGGAAACUUUCUCGGUCCAAGUUCAAGGUUAGGAAUCUCGAUACAGGACAGCAAAGACGUUCAUAUCUGGAACGUCAGUUCAGAUGGAGUCAUACAGAGUGGAAUAAGGACUGAUCUAGUUAUUGAUAUAAAAGGUGGUCAACAUUAUGACCAGAAUCAAACCAUUCUCAGCAGACUUGAUGAAGUUCAACAAACACAAAGAUGGGAUCUGGAAAUCCUUUGAUUCAUUCCAAGCAGAAACAGGAAAUCAAAAUAUUUGAGGCUCUUUUGAAAUAUUGUAAACCUCUUCAUUUUACUACUGGAAGUGCAAUGUUUCACUUUAAGUGAAUUCCAGGCAUAGUAAAUUGGAAUUCAGGGCAAGACUGGUAGAAAGGUCAUCUCAAUUAAAUGUUUAUUUCUAAGCAAGUACUGCUCACUAUGCAACAUAACCAGAUCUGAUGUAGAGUCUUAGGUCUUUAUCAUUUUUCAAGAUUAGUUCAUAUAUUGGCAGCAGGGCCUGGUUGUUGUUUCAGUAUUGAAUGUAAAUGCUUUGAAAUCCUCCUUUAGAUUAAAAGAAACAGGUAUUUAUACUUGAUAAAUAUCGUGCUCACUCUACAGUUUUAUUGAACAUCAGAAGGCUUGUUUAUUAUUUGGGUUUAAUGUCCUCUAUUUUUAGUGAUGCAGCACAUUAGAACUGUUGAAAUAUGUUUUCUUCUCCAAAACGAAACCAGACCAGCACCAUCUGUCUGGUGUAAUUGCUGCACAUAUCCAUCAAAUCAUAUUCGAUUCCAUUCAUUUCAAAGGAGUCUUUCACAGUGGUCAAAUAAGAUUGAAUAUCAAUCACUUUGAAUGCCAUAAUUAACAUAAAUGGUAGCAUCUACAUUUCAGAGUAUUGUAUAUUUUGCUAUUCUCGGUUGGAAGGUCAGAAGAUAAAAUGUUGGUUAACAGGUUACUGUUUUAUUGCACCAUGACGUCCUUGGCAGAUGAGCUGAAUUACUUCAUGUAGCAAGCACUACGCUGCUGUCUUCCAAUUUGUUCAAAACAUUAAAGUACAAAACAUUUAGUUGGAAAACUGCUCUCAGCUUUUGAAUCAAUUAACAAGUCAAUUCAUUUUAGUUUCAAAGGCAAUUUAAGAACUAUCCUUUAAAAUGGUGUUGCUCCCAGAUGGAGUUCCUGAUUUUAAUUUAGAGUUUUGAAUUACUGCCAAUAUGUGUAGUGUUUGCAUUAGUAACACAAAGAUUUAAAAACAAAACAUUCCAAAGAACGACCUGACAACAGGUUUAAUUAAAAACAAUGGUAGCAUUGGUGUUAGAUCACUUCUGCUUGUGUCACACACUGAGACAUCUUACUGGCAGGCCAGGAUUGUUUUCUGUUGGGGAAAUCAGGAGAUGUUUAUAAACAGCUGUUUUGUUUGAUAAUUGUGUCAAGGAUUGUAAUCUGCAUCAGUUGUAGCAAUUUGUAAUUUGAGAACUUUUUUACCCUUUUAAUUGAUCACGCUAAGUACACAGGACUUCUAAUGUCUAUCAGAUGCUUUAAUGGCAGUUUGAGGUAAUGGGAAUAACUUGAGAACUGUACCAGUGUGGUGGUAUAGUUUUAAUCUGAGAUUUAAUGCUGUCUAACUUUACCUAUGUUACCCCGAUUCCUUGCUUUCACCAGCUGAACUAUUGUUACACUAGCGCUUGACAAUUGUUUUCAUGGACAGUGAACAGUGUUUUAUUACCCCUUUUACUAUCUACAACAGCUGAACUACUGUAUUCGUUCAAGGUACUGAAUCAUGUAUAUGUAACAACUUUAAAUAAAAUGUACAACGUUUUGAGUUAA